AUGCAGGACCCUCGAGAGAGGGCAUACAAAGCGGUCGCCUAUUCGGCGGUCGCAUUCUCAAUUGUUGCUAUUUUGUCUGUUUGCAUUACUAUGCCAAUAGUGUACAAUUUCGUCGACCACGUUCAACAGCAAACGAAACGUGAUCUUCAGUUCUGUAAGUCAUCUGCCCGAGAUAUCAUGAAGGAGAUCAAUCACAAAAAGCCGGCAGCGUUUUCGUCGUUAACCGCGAAUGUAACUUCUGUUCGAAUCAAAAGGCAGACGGGAACAUGUUCAGCGUGCUGCAAACCUGGUCAUCCGGGGCGUCCUGGACUGCCUGGAAAGAAUGGAAAGCCUGGGAUCCCUGGAGCCCCAGGCCGACCUGGAGCACCUGGUCGACCACCGAUAAUCUGUGAAGAACUUGACAUCCCUCCAUGUAACCCAUGUCCGCCUGGACCUCCUGGCCCAGCAGGACCGAAUGGGGCACCUGGAAACCCUGGAAGAGGCGGUAGUCCAGGGCGACCAGGCAAUCCAGGGCCUCCUGGGGCGCCCGGUCCUAAUGGUCCUUCUGGGCAACCAGGUUCGCCUGGAUCAGACGGCGAGAAGGGAGAACCAGGACGACCAGCUCAAAGUACAAACGCGAUUCCAGGAGAUCCUGGGCCACCAGGAGAACCAGCUGGGCCACCAGGACCUCCAGGACCACCUGGACUUAUGGGACCUGCUGGAACGCCUGGAAAUCCUGGUCAGCCAGGGCAACCUGGACCUCAGGGCGAGCGCGGAAUCUGUCCCAAAUAUUGCGCCCUAGAUGGAGGUGUUUUCUUUGAAGAUGGAACGCGACGCUAA
This is a messenger RNA of Angiostrongylus costaricensis, 819 nucleotides long. The record is from the annotation of a GenBank genome assembly. Lineage: Eukaryota; Metazoa; Nematoda; Chromadorea; Rhabditida; Metastrongylidae.